Chironomus riparius is the source of this 1056-nucleotide messenger RNA. The record is from the annotation of a GenBank genome assembly. Lineage: Eukaryota; Metazoa; Arthropoda; Insecta; Diptera; Chironomidae.
AAAACAAAAAAUCAAUAAAACAUGGCGAAGUGAAAAGUUGUUAAAAAAAUUUUGCUUUUUAUUUGUGAUUAAUUUAAUGGUGUUUAGUGAUAACGUAUACACAUUUUGAAGACAUUGAGUCAAUAAGUGAUGGAAGAUUCAGGUUUUGAUAGUGGAGAUCGAGUUGCAAAUUUUAUGCAAAACUACAACACUCAUGUUAAUAACAACAGUAAUUUAGAAUGCGAAAGCUCAUCUUCAAAUGAGGAUAUAUUAAAUAUUAAUCGUAUGCCAAAAGAUAAUAUUGAUGAUGUGGCAUUCAAGAAUCCAUCAUUAAUUAACAGCAACACCAAUGUCAUAACAACAUCAUCUUCACAAGUGCUAAUCGAUCAUCAGAAAACUCAUCAUCACCUAAAUGAGCACAACAAGAAGCUGUCAAAUAUUAAUACAUGUAAAAGCCUCCAUAGAAAAUUAGAAGAAAAAGUGAAUCGAGCUAAGAAAAAUUUCCUGCAUAAUGAGAAAUUCAAUCAAUUGGAAAAUGAUAUUGAAGUGAAAAAAUCGUUACCAAAUUUGAUUUCGAUUGAAAGACUGCCAUUUCCACGUAAUAACAGUGAAAGUCAAAAACCUCUUGUUGAGUAUAAAAGUGAUAAUAGUGAUGACGAUGAAAUUACAACCUUCUUCCCAAUACAUAAAAAGCCUAAAAAGUCACGUUCACGUAAGCAACAAAAGAACAAAGAUGUUGACACAUUUAGCAUACAGGAAAUGACCAUUAUUGAAUCAGAUUCGGAUGGAAACUAUGGCGAUAAAUCGUCUGACGAUGACGAUUGUGAUUCUCAAUUGAAUUUAGAACUUCCAUCAAGAACCAAUGAAAGUAUUUUAUUAAAGCUUCGUCAAAUGUUUUGUUGUACACAAUCAGCACAAAACUUGUUUUAGAAAAAAAGAUUGAAUGAGUUUUACUGAAUUUUAGAUUAAAUAUUGUGAGAGUUGUAUGUUUAUAGAUGACUAUGUGCUACCCAAAGCAAAUUAAAGUGAAUAAACUUUUGAAAAUAAGUGAUAAAUUUAAAGAAAAAAUUAUUCCAG